Molecule: messenger RNA, 3531 nt
Organism: Prorocentrum cordatum
Lineage: Eukaryota; Dinophyceae; Prorocentrales; Prorocentraceae
Source: the annotation of a GenBank genome assembly
CGCCGCGCCGGGCCGGCUCGCUGCGCUGGGCCUCGCAGGAGGCGCGGCCUCCGUCGCCGGACGGGCGCGUCCCCUCGCCGGAGGGCGGGCAGCAGCUUCGGGCGGCUCCGGCGCUCGGUGGGUCUGGCAACCCACUGGCGUCGGGCGCGGCCCCGCCCCCCGCGGACGCGCCAGCUGCGCCGCCUGGCGAGACGCAGGAAGCGGGCCACGCCCGUCGCGUGGGGCUUUUCGGGGGAGACGCGGCGGAGCUCGAGAUCGCCGUGCAGCGGACCCACGAGUUCCGGGUGCGGCUGCUGAGCCGGUUCCGGACCGCGCGCGUGGCGCUGUCGAAGCUCGGCGCAGGCGGCCGAGGCGCCACCGAUGCCGAGGCAGGGGGCGAGCUGGUGGUGCCUUGGGCAGACCUGCCCGAGAGGAUCGAGAAGGUGUUGUCCUUCACUCGUCCGGACGCGGCCCGGGUCACGGAGGUGCUGAGAAAUAUGGGGUCGACGGAGGGGCUCGAUUUGACCUCUCUGCUGACGGCCCUGCGCUUCGCGGCGCCGACGGCGUCGCUGCUGGAGUUUGGGAAGCGGCUCGUGCAGCGGUACCAGUCGGUGGAGGCUGGCCUCCGGGUUCUGGGCCCCGGCAGCGGCGUGGACCUGGGCCAGUUCGAGCAGAUGUGCACGCGCGAGGGCAUCGCCCGCACGGACGCACUGCGGCUCUUCCGCUCGGCAGACGCCGCGCAGCCAGGGGGGGCACGCGGCCACCUCAGUGGAGGCGGCAUCCGCUUCGCGCUCGAGCACUCCCACGUCCUGAGCUGGCUCGAGCCGUUCGCCGGCGCGUUGGUGGCGCUCGGCCCCGCGGCGACCGGGCGAGCCCGAGGGGCGCGCCCUGCGCGGGCCCGCGGACCUGCGCGAGCUCCUGGCGCCCGCCGGCUUCCCCGCGGAGCUGGCGCCGCCGACCUUCGCCUUCCUCCGCGAGCACGCCGCCCCCGGCGGGGUGGCGGCCGGGUCGCUGGCGCGGCUGGCGCGGGCGGCCUUCGGCGAGGGGCAGGCCCAGGCGUGGGCGCCUCAGAGGUUUGUGCACUGCGGGGACGAGGGCAGCUUGGACGAUGCCUCCAGCCGCUCGCAAGAGGCGAUCGCGCACUGCUCGCGUCUACGGCUCUGGGCCCAGUCGCGUUUCGGCAGCUACGAAGCCGCGUUCCGGGCCAUCGCCGGGAGCAGCUCCGACGGAGUGCCGCUCGAGGCGUGGAUGGAGCGCUGUGGCGAAACCGGGCUGAGCGCAGACGCCUGGGAGCUGGUUUUCGGCCACUGCAUACGGUGGCAGCACCCCCGCUGGGACCACCAGCUGCGGGGGCCGGCGCCUAGGAUCUCCGCAGCGGCCUUCGCCGCCGCCCUCGAGGACGCGGCCCCCUGCCGCACGCUGGCGCAGCUGCGCCGUCGGCUGGAGCGCAGGCACGGGCCGCCGCGGCGCGCCUGGGGCGCCCUCGCGGGGCGCGAGGGGCUCGAGGAGGUCCGCCUGCCGCGCUGGAGGCUGGCCAUGCAGCACAUCGGCAUCCCCGCCGCCGACGCGGGCGAGCUGUGGGCGCUGUUGCAGGCGUCCGUGCCCGGCGCGGUGCAGGGCGGCUGUCGAGGCGUUGCUCGUGGCACGUUCCUCGCUGCGAUGCAACACGCCGAUGCCCUCACGCGCCUGCUGGAGCUGCUGCAGCGCGUCUGUCGCGCCCCGUCUGGCCUGACGGCCGCGGCGCCGUUUGCCCUCGAAGGCCUCGACUAUGCCCGGUGGCCCCUGGGCCAGGAGGAGUUCGCGAGGGAGCUGGCGCGGCUGCUCCGCGUGGGCGCCGAGGACGCGGGCCUCCUCUUCGCGCUGCUGGACGUGCACGGGGAGGGCGCGGUGCUCGUCGACGACCUCCUCGACGCCCUGACUUCCAUGCAGGGCGCCUACCUACCCCGAGCCGCCGAGCCGCUGGAUCGCAGCUCGAGCAGGGCGGCGCCGCCAGAGCGGGAGGCGGCGGCGCAGCGUCCGCAGCAGGCCUCGCCGGAGGCCGUCGUGGCCGGCAGGCCGCAGGCGCCAGCGAGCACCACGCCCAGCAGGGGGCUCUGCACCCCGACCCCCCUGGCGGCAUCGCAGUGCACCAGCCCAGACCAGGUGGACCCGCGCAACUUCGUCCGGGCAAGCAACACGCCUCGCAAGGGCCGGCCUGGCACGUCGCUCAACCUGGCCAUCGCCUCCACCGCGCUGCCAGAGGACUCGGACGACAGCGACGAAGGGUCGGCCGACCGGAGGCGGGCACUGGCCGGCGGGGCGCCGCCUCAGCGGCCGUGGACGUCCAUGUCGGGAGCUGCCGCCCGGCGGCCCGCGGCGCGCCGGGAGGCCGGCACCACGCUGCGGGGCGCGCUGGGGGGACCAGGCCCCGAGCGCCCCCAGGGCGUGGGCGGGCUUGCCGCUGGGCGCUGCAGCGUCGGGGCGGGCGGCGCCCUGUCUGCACGCGCGUCGGUGACCUCGGUGCCGCUGCAGCCGCAGGGCGCCGCGCAGCGCCCUUGGCCUGCCUCGAGCGCUCGCGGCGCCAGCAAGGACGCGGCCGCGCACCUGCCGCACCUCGACCAGGCUCGCCAGCCAGAGGCGGCGCGCGCUGCCAGCGCCGGGCGCGGCGAGCGGGGCGCUGCCGCGUGGACCGGGCGCGCCGCCAGCGCCAGGCGCGGAAGCCCACCGCGAGCUGGUCUCGGCGCCAGGCGGCACGCAGGCGCAGCCGGUGCAGGUCGAAGGCCAGCCUCGGGCGAGGGCCCGCGGAGGCAGCGCCAGGGCGAGCUCGGGCUGGCCGUGAUUGGCGGCGGGCGCGCGGCCAGGCCCGCUGUUGGCGGCUAGGCGUCAGAGCGGAGCAUGGCCCCAGACCUCCCGUGCUCACCCAAUUGCCCCCGUUCUCUCGAGCUCUCCACCUUUCUUCCGCUUCUGCCAGUGCCCGGACUAACUCGGGCGCGGUGACUUGGUCCAGUCCCGGCGCUGGAUCGCCUCGUGAAGUCGCGCCGGCAGAAGCUGGUCAGGGAUGCGUGAGGGUGCGGAGCGUUUUGUGCCGACGUUACGCGGAACAACGCGUUGAGGGCAGGACCGUUUUCGCUUCAGGAGGCCUUCUGGCGACCAAGUUUCACAGCAGGCAGCAUCCAAGUAACGUUUUCACUUCGGCCGCCUUCCAGCGGCCAAGUUUCACAGCAGACGGCGUCCAUGUUUCACCCUCCUGCCUUGAGGCGUCCGCGCUUGGCCACCGCCCAGAAAACACCGAACACAUAGGCGGCCUCUACGUUAACGGGCAGCGCCUGACUCAGACGCUGCUCCUGGCCCACCCGCCGAAAUCUUGCUUGCGUCUCACCUGCUGUUGGCCGUCGUCCUUCGGACAGCGGCAGCGGCUCGAUCCGUACCGCGGGCAGGCGUCUUUCUGCCCGCAGGCCUCCGCGCGAGCGGCGCCAUGCUGCAGCCGAGCACACGGUGCCAAUUCUUCUUGGGGCACCUCCGCGCGCGCUGAGAAAAUACGGUCGAGAAUGUAUGAUUUUGAAACCUCCCCGC